UGUAAAUACUUUCCUAACUAGUAAUCUAAGGACUUUGAAUCAAAAUAGAAGUAUAAUUCCUUGUUUUUAUUGGCCGUCAUUUUAAAAAGCUUUAAAUAUUGAGGUGCGAUAACCGUAAAAUCGAUUACGACACAGUGACCUUUUCUGUCAGGUCACUGAAAUCAACAUCAAUAUAAACCAGGCACACUUGACAUCAUCACUACAUUAUACUACGUCAAUACAUCCAUCUACAGUCGUAUUAUACACACUACAUCACUACUCGUCCCCAUUCGUCAUCAUCGUCAAAGCCACUAAGAGAUGGAGAAACAGCAGUACAAUAAGACACCGAAACUAGAAAAAACAGUUUUGAAGCUAAAGGAGGCAAGUGAAAAAAAUCAAAGAGAACUAUGUUUGCUGAAAGAUCAGUGUUUGGCCACAAUGGAAUAUCAGUGUCAUCUACUAACAUGUUUGAAUGAUCUGAGAUGUCAACAGAUUGCUGAAUUGCAAGAAAGGCUUAAUUUUUUCACCAUGAAUCUUGGCCAAAUCACACAGCAGCUGAUAUUUGUCAAUAAUAGACUGGAACAUGAUGGUGACUUUGAUAACCGGGCUUUGCCUCACCAACGCCAACACCAACACCAACACGGCAUUUUGGAUAGACUGGCGCUCGAACUACGUUGUGGAAUUUGUUCGGAGAUUGUGGUUUUCGCAACCACUUUAAAUUGCAUGCACACAUUCUGCCAAUACUGUGUUGCCCAGUGGAAAAACGAGUCGCCUGCUGCUGGCUGUCCGGUUUGUCGGGAGCCAACAACUUUCGAAAGGAGGAACUUCUUGGUCGAUAACAUGAUUGCCAUUAUGGUCAGUUUGUAUUCCAAAGAUGAAAAAAUUUCCAGAAAGGAAUUGGUAAAGCAGCAAGAAGAAUUGCACCGAAAUCUUUUGGCUGGAUUACGAACACCCGAGUCCAAUAAUCCUCGAAUUCGGAGUCGGAUUCGAGAGAUUCGGAUUCGGAGAGAUUAGAGCGACAGGAGAGACAUUAGCAGAUUGAGGAGAUUAGCUACAAAUAAUGAAGCUUCCGAAUCAUUUCAGCCGUCUCCAAUGAUUACUCGUAACUUUAUUCAGAAUACAAC
Molecule: messenger RNA, 1103 nt
Organism: Daphnia magna
Lineage: Eukaryota; Metazoa; Arthropoda; Branchiopoda; Diplostraca; Daphniidae
Product: E3 ubiquitin-protein ligase rnf8-B-like
Exons: 5
Coding region: 298-993 (231 amino acids)
Biological process (GO): protein K48-linked ubiquitination; double-strand break repair; ubiquitin-dependent protein catabolic process
Cellular component (GO): site of double-strand break; cytosol; ubiquitin ligase complex
Molecular function (GO): histone binding; ubiquitin protein ligase activity; metal ion binding
Source: RefSeq, a predicted model, not a curated record